Messenger RNA from Caenorhabditis sp. 36 PRJEB53466, 830 nucleotides. The record is from the annotation of a GenBank genome assembly. NCBI's taxonomy places the organism in Eukaryota, Metazoa, Nematoda, Chromadorea, Rhabditida, Rhabditidae.
AUGGAAGGUUCGAAAGCGUCGACGUCGGCCGGAGCACUAAGGGCUCUCUCGAUGGAGCUCAAGAACUUGCAAUCGCAGCCAGUCGAAGGGUUCACGAUAGACGUCAACGAGGACAACCUCUUCGUGUGGUCCGUCGGAAUUUACGGCCCACCUAAGACCCUCUACCAGGGAGGUUACUUCAAGGCGAGCAUCAGAUUCCCAUCCAACUACCCGUACUCGCCGCCAUCAAUGAAGUUCACCACGAAAGUGUGGCAUCCGAACGUCUACGAGGUUCGUAAACUGACUUGUAUCUUUCAGUUUUCAGAAAUACUUUCAGAAUGGAGAUCUCUGCAUCAGCAUCCUGCACUCUCCAGUCGAUGACCCACAGAGCGGCGAGUUGGCUUGUGAAAGAUGGAAUCCGACCCAAAGUGUGCGGACCAUCCUUCUCUCCGUGAUCUCGCUCCUCAACGAGCCAAACACUUCAUCGCCGGCAAACGUGGACGCUUCUGUCAUGUACAGAAAGUGGAAGGAGGAGAGCGAUCCGGAGUACGCAAAGAUCGUCAAGAAGCAGGUGGACGAUUCGAAGAAAGUCGCCCAAAAGGACGGAAUCACCGUACCAGAGACCAUCGAAGAGUACUGUGUCAAGUGGGCUCCGCCACAACAGCAAGACGACGUGCUCGACGGCAUUGAUUUCAGUUAGUUUUCACAAAAUCGUUCGGCUUCAUAACGAUUGUUGCGUUUCAGACGACGAUUUCGGGUACGACUACGACGACGACAAUGAGGAAGACGACGAUAGCUGUAAUUCGGACUACAACGAUGACGACGAGGACAGCGGUCAAGGGGAAAACUAG